AUGAAAGAAUUUUGGAUUUGUGUUGGAGCUAGACGCAAGAGAGCAGAAGACAUUUCUCAAACUUUACAUGCGAGUUGCAGGCAUAUACCAGAGUCGCAGAACAAGAGAAAGCUGAAACUAGUAAAACCAGAGGAUGAAGAAGAAGACUUGAGGGCUGAGGGUUUCAGUUUGCAACUAAGGGUUUUAGUUGAAGUCUUUAUAGAAACCAUGAAUGAAGAUGAUUACAGCAGUUGCAGAGGCUUGGAGAAGAUAUUCGAAGAAGAUUUUUGA
Messenger RNA from Ilex paraguariensis (yerba mate), 270 nucleotides. The record is from the annotation of a GenBank genome assembly. NCBI's taxonomy places the organism in Eukaryota, Viridiplantae, Streptophyta, Magnoliopsida, Aquifoliales, Aquifoliaceae.